Lodderomyces oxycetoniae is the source of this 2145-nucleotide messenger RNA. RefSeq names its product Mif2p (gene MIF2). Gene Ontology annotation, molecular function: centromeric DNA binding. Gene Ontology annotation, biological process: kinetochore assembly; attachment of mitotic spindle microtubules to kinetochore; spindle attachment to meiosis I kinetochore. The transcript has a single exon. The coding region runs from base 1 to 2145 and encodes 714 amino acids. Gene Ontology annotation, cellular component: kinetochore. The record is from RefSeq and is a predicted model, not a curated record. Lineage: Eukaryota; Fungi; Ascomycota; Pichiomycetes; Serinales; Debaryomycetaceae.
AUGGAUCUUCUACUACUUGGCCAACGAUCGCGCAAGAAGCAUCUAAGUGUAAGGAAAAAUAUCAAGAGAGAUGAAUAUGGUUUGGAGGAUGUGGACGAUUUUUUUAUGGAGACGACUCAGGAUCGGAUCAUAUUGCAAGAAGAGGGAGGUUUGAGAAAAGAUAACGGCGAAUCCACAAUGGGUAACCCUGAUUUUGCGGAGCUGACGGAUAUUCACGAUUUUGAAACCUAUCAGGAUUUUGGGAAUGAACCGAACGACUUUAUGAAUAUACGGUAUCCCGCGUCUCCCAUACCGUUGCCAGCAAAUAGAGAUAGGGAAAGAGGCCGUCUAAGCAUAUCGCCGCAGUAUAUCGAUAAUGAUAAUAAUAAUAAUAAUAAUAAUAAUAAUGAUGAUGAUGAUGAUGAUGAUGAUGAUAAUCUUGGUGUUCGUGGUCAUAGGUUGAGGAAUAGAGCGUCUUUCAAUUAUGUGGCGAGGAAGAUUGAUUUUGAUAAUGAAGGCAAUAGAGCACGCGAUAAUAUAGAUCCUCAACUUGCUGCAAUGAGCAGUGUCAAGUCAUCAACACUCACUAAUAAUAAACCAUCCCCUUUGAAAUCACCAUUGCCUGAACAGCAGAAACACUAUAAUUUUGAUCAUCAAUUGCUGCAAGAUGAUCAUGAUUUUGGAGGUGGUGGAGGAGACGAGGAUUUUGGUCACUUUGAAAAUGAUGCAUUUGACGAUGGCAGUUACACGCGGGAUGAGUACAUCGGUUCCCAAGAGCAUGGUCCUGCUCUAUUGGAACCAUCUUUACAAGAACUGGAGUCGCCAGAACCAUCGCUUCCCUUUGAAGCAAAGAGAAUCGCAAGUCCAGAAACAAAGAAAAGUAAACGAAGGCGAGCGUCAAGCGAAGAAUUAGAUGAUACAGAAGGAUCCGUUUCUAUGUUUUUUGAUGGCGCCGCUGCCGAUGACGAUAAUGAGGAGGAGGAGGAAGAAGAAGAAGAAGAAGAGGGAGACACAUUUAGAAACGAACUAUCUAGUGACGUAUCUGACACCCGAGAUAUCACUUUCGAAUCACCAGAAUCAGAACCACAUAGAGGAAGAAAAGGCAAAAGGGCCAGAAAUGAUUAUUCAAUACCUUCAUCAUCUUAUACUUCAGAAUACACCGAGUCGCAGCAAUUACCAUCACCUCCGCCUUCUGGAUUAAGGAGAUCAAAACGAAUCAAGAUCAAACCAUUAGCAUACUGGAGAAAUGAAAGGAUUGUUUAUUCCAAAGCAAGUCAACUUGGAGAUGAAGAAGACGAUCCUGAUACUACUUUAGUUCGAGAUAUUUACAAAUUGCCAUUAAGACAGAUAAAAGAAGUAGUUCAUGUUCCUGAUAAUGAGAAUUGGAAUACUACUAGGGGUAAAAGGGGUAGGAGAAAAAAUGCUCGGAAGAAACAGCCACCAAUUACAGUACCGUUAUCACCUAAAUCAUCAGAAGAUGAGCUGGAGAAUGUAGAGCCAGGAACAAUACCGGGGAGCGAGUGGAUUAAAGAUCUGGUAUUGAAGCUAAACGUUAUUGAAAAUGGCCAAUAUGUGGAACAACCAGUAGCAUAUAAUCAAAAUGGCGGAGAAUACAUAGAUAUAACAAAUGGAAUCGUGGACUCGAUUGAUUAUAAAGUUUCAGUAUUAUUCAAUGAAAAUCAAGACUUGUGUUCAAUUGCCAUGUUGGAACUCCCUGAGGCAGGGGAGAAACAGCCAGUAUCGAUGUUGACCUGUAAUUAUAUUUUCAAUAUCGUAUCGGGCAUCGUUGAAGUUACCUUGAAUGAUCAGGUGUUUGUUGCUACUAGAGGCUGUAUAUUUAGGGUUCCUUCAGGUAACGAGUAUGGGUUCAGGAAUUUGGGCAAAGGAGACGCUAAGUUAUUUUUCGUACAGAUUAGAAUUGCCGAAAUUCACGAACUCGAAGAAGAUUUUGGGGGGCAAGAGAAAGAAAUCGAGAAGGUACUGGAGGAUAUUAUUGAUAGUGCGACUCCAUCACAGACACUAGUACAUAAUGAUGAUGCUAUUGAGGAUGAUGAUGAUGAAGAAGAAGAAGAAGAAGAAGGUAAUAGCAAUACAUCUGGUGGACCUCCUCAAACGAAUGCACUAGAAGAUGCCAUUGAAGAUGAGGACGUCCCCAAAGAGAACUAA